UGACGUCUUCAAUAUUAGUGUAAAUUUAUUUUAAUAGCUAACCCGGUGCAGUUUUUUUAUUUUUUAAAAUUCCAUUUUUAAUUUUACAGUAUUCAAUACUUAACAUUUAUUUUAAUUAGUAUUUUAUUUCAUUAUAUCUCAUUAAAACUUCAAAAUGUCUUCAGCAUUGUUUUUAUCACGUGUCAGAUGAAUGUAAAGUAUGAAUUGCGUGACAGAGAACUUGUCAAGAUGCCAUCGAUGUGACUUUUAUGGAAUCAUUGAGUGACAAAGUAGCAUUAUUCAAUCGGCAGGCUAAUAACCACGAAAUAAACCAAAAAAACAAUCCUUUCACAAGUGGUAUGAACAUUGACAAACCGAAAUUUUCAAAAGAAGAAUAUGGCAGGCCAGCUGCGGGGUCAUUAUCGGAUAUCCGUGGACGUAAAGCAACGGCUCAUAUACUCAAAGAAAUUCUUGAACUCUGUGAUAUUAUUCAUCAGAACGGACAGCCUUGUAAAGAUGAUCCAAAUAUAACAGGCAUUACUUUUGGUGAUUUAUUCAAUAUUUACGUUGCUAUUAGUGAUAAAUGUGUUGGGUUAUUAUUGAGAGCAAGAAAGCAAGGUUUUGUUCAAUUUGAGGGUGAAGUUCUAUUCCAAAGACGUGAUGAUGAUGUACCAAUUUUUUUAGUGAAGCCUAUCGCUGACAUUAGGCAAACAUUGAAACAAAAAAUUGAAGAUUCUAAACGGGAAACGAUGUUUCACUGACAAAAACUCACAGCUUUAAAAACAAUUAUUGUUUCAUAAAUAAAAUGGAUUUGUGAAUUAAGAAUGAAUGUUUUUGUACAUACAAUUGAGCUGUACAUAUUUUAAGAACUUUUAAAAAAUAACGUUUAUGUGAUGUGAUAUA
Microplitis demolitor is the source of this 882-nucleotide messenger RNA. RefSeq names its product actin-binding Rho-activating protein. NCBI's taxonomy places the organism in Eukaryota, Metazoa, Arthropoda, Insecta, Hymenoptera, Braconidae. The transcript has 5 exons. The coding region runs from base 249 to 740 and encodes 163 amino acids. The record is from RefSeq and is a predicted model, not a curated record. Gene Ontology annotation, biological process: positive regulation of Rho protein signal transduction. Gene Ontology annotation, molecular function: actin binding.